CCAAUUCGGAAAAUCUUAGAAUUCUGUCGCCGGGACGCUUUGAUUGAGGAAAAUAAAGGGAGGGAAGGAGGACAAAAAAGAGGGGGUCAAAAUGAAAACGUUCAAGAGAAUGAAAGAAUUUCGCAAGAUUUUGCUCUUUACAAACUCGAGGCAAAUGUUGCUCGGUUUGUACUACUGUUGAUGGUGCUGCUGUUGUACUACUGGCUACUGGUCGAUAAAAGACCGAGCCCCUCAGUUUCACGAGGAGAGAGAGAAAAUCGCGACGAACCUAAGCGAUACGUACACCUACAUAGACAUUACAUACACUGCAUAUAUUUCGUUUCCUUGCUCUCCUCAUCCCCUCCUUCCUUCGCCCCCUUUCCCUUGGCCUCUGGGGCCCCACUUUUCCAUCCAGACCCAACCCUCCUUACACCCGCAUUUCUCUAUCGACAGAGAAAGAGAGAGAAACUUUUUUCGAUUCUCCUCUCUUAUCAUCGUAAAUCUAAUAUUAUUCCUUCACACUUCCCAGUUUUUUAUUCACUCCGGAACCAAUAAAUCCUCCUAGUGUCUAUAGUUUUCGGUGAUUAUUUUUUUUAUUUUCUGUACGAAAUUUCAGUGUGACCCUCGAGAUUGACCACAAAUCGACGCUUUACUUUUUCCGCAAUUUUGGGCUCUAUUUUUUUUAAUUUGUGUUGACGAAAAGCGGCCCCACGUUUAUUUAUUCUCUCCCUCGUGUCGAUAAUUAAUCGAAAAAAUCUUUGAGAGAUCUGUGUUUUUCUUUCUCUCUUUCUCCCCGAGGUCUCGUGGAUAGUCGACCGUGAUUUACGGGGCCAAGCCUUUUCUUCUGGCGCUCGAGGAUAUGUGUCACAUUAGCGCGAAUGACUGACCGAAGCAACGAGGUCAGCAAUGGACUGACGGACGGUUCAUUGAAACCGAUAAGGUUGAAGGAACAGUUGAGAACACGGCGAGAGGAGGUUGGAGCACGACAAGGGGAUCCCAGUUGCUCGGGGGAGGAUAAGACUAAUAUGCCUACCGUUGCGAGGCCAGGAAGCCUCAAGGAUCCCGAGAUCGCUGAAUUAUUUGAGAAAAAUGACCCGGAAAAGAUUUUCGAGGAUCUUCGCGAAAUCGGACAUGGCAGCUUUGGUGCUGUUUACUACGCGAGAUGUUUGGUCACCAGAGAAAUCGUUGCCAUCAAGAAAAUGUCAUACCUUGGAAAACAAACGGUCGAAAAGUGGCAAGAUAUUCUCAAGGAAAUCCGAUUUCUUAGACAACUCAAUCAUCCCAAUACCAUCGAGUACAAGGGAUGCUAUCUCAGGGAUCAUACAGCAUGGUUGGUUAUGGAGUAUUGUCUCGGUUCGGCAUCAGACAUAAUAGAAGUUCACAAACGGCCAUUGAAAGAGGAUGAGAUCGCCGCAAUUUGCGAAGGAGUAUUGCGAGGUUUGGACUAUCUUCACGCGCUUGGUAGAAUACAUCGAGACGUGAAAGCCGGGAAUAUUUUAUUGACCGAGAACGGUACGGUUAAACUCGCGGAUUUUGGAUCAGCGAGUAUAAAAUGUCCAGCAAACAGUUUCGUCGGAACUCCAUAUUGGAUGGCUCCCGAAGUUAUUCUGGCGAUGGACGAAGGCCAGUACGAUGGAAAAGUCGACGUAUGGUCGUUAGGAAUAACUUGCAUCGAACUUGCGGAAAGAAAACCUCCAUAUUUCAAUAUGAACGCUAUGAGCGCCCUUUACCACAUCGCUCAGAAUGACACACCAACUUUGAACUCGCCGGAUUGGACGGCGGUGUUUGGUCAUUUUGUCGAAGUUUGUCUCACCAAGAGUCCAAACGAUAGGCCGUCUUCCGGUAAAUUGUUGAAACAUCAAUUUGUAACCAGGACCCGUUCACCACAAGUUUUAAUAGAUCUCAUACAGAGAACUAAAGCCGCGGUGCGAGAAUUGGAUAAUUUGAAUUAUCGUAAAAUGAAGAAAAUUCUGAUGAUCGAUUCGUGCGAGACUGAAAGUACAGUCGGAGAUGCGGACGAUACACCGGACGAGCAAACGGGCGGUGACAGUAGCAAGAGCAAUUCCAUAACAUCCGAGCACUCGAUUCAUUCGAUGGGUGUAUCGGCGAGUUCGCAAAGUUCCUCGACAAACAGCUUGCCACUGCCGAACGCGGAUGCGAACGAUUAUUCCUCGGGUUCCGUAAGAAAUCGUCAUAAAAUAUCGGCUGGAGUCACUGCCAAUUUACUCGAGCACGGUGCCAACAAUUUUGCCACAAUACGAACUACCUCGAUAGUCACGAAACAACAAAAGGAGCAUAUGCAAGAAGAGAUGCACGAACAAAUGAGCGGUUACAAGAGAAUGAGAAGGGAGCACCAAGGAGCCUUGGUGAAACUUGAGGAAAGAUGUAAAAUGGAGGUGGAAUCCCACAAACAACUUUUGGAUAAGGAGUAUGAGACGCUGCUCCAACAAUUCAGUAAAGAACUUGAGAAACUUCAAAUCAGACACGUACAAGAAUUGGAGCGUAAGCUGAAGCAAAAUCAAAAUGCGGAGAAGAAACUUCAUAAGGAGAUAACGAGUAGACAAGAGGCGGAUCGUAAAGCUCUCGAGGCUCAACAAAAACGAGAGUACAAGGCUUACAAAGAGAGAUGGAAGAAAGAAUUGUCGCAGGACGAGGUUACACCAAAACGACAACGCGACGCGACUUUACAAAGCCAAAAGGAUAAUCUGAGACAAAUGGAAGCACAGGAAGAACAACGACUCGCUCGAGGACAAAGAGAAUAUCUUGACCUCGAGAUUCGAAAGUUCCGGAGAAAAAAAUUGCUCAUAUUCCACAAUCUCGAGCAAGAACUUCUUCGUGAAGAAUUAAACAAACGACAACAACAGUUGGAACAAGCGCACGCAAUGCUUCUGCGGCACCAUGAAAAGACACAGGAGCUCGAAUACCGGCAACAAAGAGCGGUGCACUCGUUACGUGAGGAUCAAGUUCAACGACAACACGCGACCGAGCUUUGUAAUCAACAAGAUUACAUGCAACGGGCAGAACGUGAUUUACGCAAAAAACACGCUCUCGAAUUGAAACAACAACCCAAAAGUUUAAAGCAAAAAGAGAUGCAAAUUCGCAAGCAAUUUAGAGAAACGUGCAAAAUCCAAACGCGUCAAUAUAAAGCUCUCAAGGCUCAAAUACUGCAAACGACAGCGAAGGACGAACAAAAGGCUGUUAUAAAAAAAUUGAAAGAGGAACAGAGGCGAAAACUUGCUCUUUUGGGUGACCAAUACGAACAGAGUAUAGCUGAAAUGUUACAAAAACAAAGCAUCAGGCUUGACGAGUCCCAGGAAGUGGAAUGUCAUCAUUUAAAGGAGAGGCUGGACUACGAGUUAGAAAUUUUGAUGGCAUAUCAGUCGAAGAACAAGAUGCAAGCCGAAGCGCAGAGAAAUCGUGAACGCCGUGAACUAGAAGAUCGCGUCUCCGUAAGACGAGCUUUGUUAGAGCAAAAAAUGGAACUCGAGACUCAGGAGUUUCUCCAGGAGCGCAGCGAACGAAUACGCUUGCUUCAUGAAAGACACGAGCGCGAGUUGCAACAAUUCGACGAGGAGAGCGCGAGAAUAGGAUUCAGCGCACUGGCGAUAGCCGAAGCAUCGAAAGAGUCUUAUCCGGACGACGAGAGCCUGAGUGGCUCGAUGUUGAGUUUGGCUCACAGUAAUAGCUCGACGUCCUUUCCCCCUAAUAGUCUCUAAUAUUAAUAUUCAUUAAUAUAACAUUAUAUGUCCGCCUGGGAUUCGUCGCGAAUGGACGAGAUACACGAGGACUUCCCGCAAACCUCAUUACGUACUCGUCCAAGGCUCUUUACAGCCGAAUUAAUUAGUUCUGGAAGCCUGCAAAAAUUCAAUAACGGAAACAUGUAUAUGUAUAUAUAAUUUUAAUUUGAUAACUUAAAAUUAUAUAUAUGUAUAUAUAUCUAUAUAUAUUUAUAUAAUUUUUUUAAAUUCUGAAUGAGAAAAGCUCGUCGGAAAUGGCUGUCACGAUUGGAAGCCGAAAAUAGAGGGGUUCCGAUUCAGUCUAGUCGCGCGCAAUUUUUCGUAAGAAUUUAUCAAACCGAUAUAUUGCUUAAACGUCAAAUAUGUUCGCGUUUCUGACGAACACCUCAUUGAAAGAACGACGAACGCGACAGAGGAGGAAAAAUGCAAAAUACGAUUACACGAAAAACCUCUCGCCCUCUUAACCCCCUGUUCCUGUUUUUUUGUGUCCGUGCGCGUGUUUGGAGAACUCUUUGUUUUAUAUACAUAUAUGUAUAUGCUAUCAUUCUCAUUAAUUAUAAAAUGUCGAACGCCAGCUGAUUGUGACAGUUUUAAUCGAGCUAAAUGGCAAAGCCUUUCGAUCAUUUAUAUAUGUAUUUAUAUAUAUAAAUUUCUAUACGAACGAUCCUUUUGGACGUUGGGUCGUUUAAACGUGAUAUCCAGUAAGUCAAAACGACGAAGUGAUAAGUUCGACGGAUCCUUGACUUUCAAUAUUUUUUCCACCUCAUUCUUUCGUCCCAUCUUUUUCAUUCUUCUUCUCCUCUUUCCCUCGCAACCCUCAUCCACGAAAGAAUAAUCGUUAAUUCGAGAGAACAUACGGAUUUCAGUCGAUGCCAACGAUCAUAAAAUUUUCAUAGAUUUUUUUGUUUUUUCGACGAGAUACAAACGAUCAUUAAUACCAUUAAUAUUAGUGCAAUACCCCUCCGCGUCAUUUUUCAAUAAUAAAAUUAAUAUCCAUCGAGAUACGUUGUACGCCAUUUUUCGAAUUAUAUCUCGGUAUUCUUCAUAUGGGAUUAUAUAUAUAUAUAUAUUUAAAUGUAUGUGUAAUCUCUCACAUCGAGCAUUGAGGAAAAAAAGCAAAAGAAAAUACUACGAUUAUAGGUCCAAUGUGUCACAAUCAUCUGAUGCUCGCUUUCUUCGUAGUGAAAAAGUUUGUGUACAUAUUAAAAAAGAAACAAACAAAUGAUGUUAAAACGUAAACCUUAAAAAAAUAACGAGGAAAACAUACGAUCGAGCGAAGGCUUCGUUGAGAAACCGUUUUUUAAUAUUUCUACGGUACUAAGCACUGGCUCAAAUUGAGGACGAAUUGCACGUAUUUAACAGACAAACAUUUUGUUCGAUCAGAUAUUCUCAAAACUUUGGAAUUCCUCAAAAUUCUGCAGCCAAUCCAAUCAUCUCUGAAACUUGUCAAACGUUUAUUUCAAGAAGGAUCUCUAUACAAAAAGUUUUUAUGUUAUAAAUUCAAAUAUCAUAAAUUUCGUACCUGUUUCCGUGUAAAGUAAAAGUUAAACCAUACGAAGUGUGAUAAAUAUUAAUAAAAUUGGAAAUGAUUUUAGCUUAUUGAUAAAUCCAUUAUGUUGGACGAAAACAAAAUUUUUUCGAUUAUCCAUGAAAAAAUUCUUUUUCUCGCCUAUUUGUUAAUAAACUUUAAUUAUUUUAUUGUGUCAUAUCAAUGUUCGUGACGUUCUGAAGAGGACAGUUUUUGUGCUCAUCGACGAGUAUUGAAGAAAUGUUGAUAAAAUGAAAUAUUUGGCACACGAAUAUGUGUACUUCGUUCUUAACUGCUGAAUUGUUAACCAUUUUUCGAAAUUUUGUAGCAUUUUCUAAGAAAUUCAUCCAAUAAUGGCCAUCAUUGGAGUAUCGAUUAAGGAAGUUGUUAGAGUUUUGAGGCAAAAAUAGAUUUUUUUUUCAUACCACUAUUCAAUGGCAUAAAACUUUUUGCACACACUCAGUCGACAGUUAUAGCGUUAACAAAAAAAAAAUGUAUCAUUCAGUUUGAAUGUUUUCCGAAAAAAGAAAAUAAAAAAUGUCUACUUUUUGCCUCGAAAACCACAUAUUACCCUCGAUUUAAAGUUCUUUUGCCAUAAAUUAGUUGUGGGAGAAUACUCGAAGAAUAUGAGUGAUUAAUAGUAAAAAAGUAAUCAGUCGACGAUUACGUUCUCACCUAUUGAGUCAAGUUAUGCGAACGAAAAGCAGUAAAUGUAUUAUUAAUUCGUUACGCAGUUCAUAAUCGAAUUUAGCGCUGGAUAAUCUGGUAAUAAGUGCUACAAAUAUCUUAAUUCGGACGGUUUAAGAAUUACGAUGAAAAUUAAUCUGAAAAAUAUAACCUCAAAAAGGCGUCUCGAGUUUGCGGCGUAGAGGGCCAUGUUGUAGUAUAUUAGUACAAAUGAUCACCGCGCACCGUCAGUGACGCUUGUAGCAACACACAUUUUUACUUGGGUCUUCGUUUCAGGCAAAUUAUCUUGCAAUCACAGACUAAAUACCCAAUUCUUUUUCCUUUCUAAACUCCCCGUUUGUAGAUACAGAAAAAAACAACGAUCGCUGUUCACAAGUGAGUUCUUAAGAAAUCUUUGUAAACGAAAAAAAACAGCAUAACGGUGAAGCGUUUUAUCAAAUGAUUCCUCAAAUCUGUGUAUGUGUGUCGAGAGAAACCAUGAGGUGACGAAAAAAAAGCUUUGGGAAGCAAAAAUCGAAGUUUCCUAGUCGGUAGUUGAGGCAUAAACGAAAAAGCGUAUAUACACUUUUUGUAAAAAUUUGUUUUUAAUUCCAUAUCUUAGCGCUGUAAUACGUUAAGAUAAAUACCUGUUAACGAAAAAAAUACGGUCCAGCCCCUCGAUGUAAUCUUCGAGAAAAUUCGUUGGGCUCGCAAUUUUAGACGCGUCGUUACCGUUUGUCCCGAUGAGAAAUGAAACCCUAUAAAUUUGGAAACACCGCUUCGUAGUAUUUCUAGCUUAAUGAAUGGACUUUUUUCUUCUCUCACAUUCUCAGUGUAGUGAUUUACUUUUUGUUUAUCCGUUUAACAAACCUGCGUACGAACGAGUACAGUAACAAAAGUUCCGCGAAAAUCCAUAAUUGUGCAUCGUCAAACAUCUUGCUUCGGACGGAAGAGCGGGUAAAAAAAUACAUCGUUGUAAAUUUAUAUAUUGUCAAUUCUCUCCAUCUCUCUCUCUCUCUCUUUCAAACUUUCGAUUCAUCUCAUAAUUUCGUGACGAAUAAUCGUAUUUGGCAAUUGUAAAAUGAAUGUUAUAUAGAAAAAUUGGUUUUCUUCUUUCCCCGAAUCGUCGAGAGAUACAAUUUUUCGUUACGUGUAUAUCGUUUCGUAAUUCCGUUCCAUUUAUGUUGUUUCGUUAAUUCUUUUUUUAACGCCGCGUUCCAUGAUCUUCCAUACUUUGUCAUUUAUUAGGAAGUUAGAAAAUAGUACAUUCUCAAAUGCAACAAAAAGUAAAGAAAAGAAAUGAAAGAAAUAUAAGGAAGAAUGGAGUGUCGUUUGUCUUUUGUAAAAUGUUUCGAGAUGUUGUAGAAGAGCCGUAAUAUAGGUCGUAUAAUGAAUAAAAUUUGAACGAAAAAAAUUGAAUUAAAACUACGAAGGACAAGUGUCCAUUUUAGGAGAAGAAAAGGAGUGAAGAUAAUGAAAGAAAAAAAGAAAAAAAAACAAACAAACAAACGAAGAAAAUGAACGAAGCGUUUUAUCAAGCAAUGCUGAAGUGUUCCCCGGCGACGAGUCAUAAUGGGUCUCGGGAUGGAAUAUCAGUGAGCCAAGAUCUGUGGUCAAUAAUUUGCUCACGCAGUACACUCAAUUAUAUAACAUUGAAACUAGGUACACACGAGUAUAAAACGAAUACUCUAUAUUAUUAUUAAUAUUAUUAUUAUUAAUAUACAAAUAUAUAUUAUAUAUUAUACAUAAAGAAACGAAGAGGAAAAAUUCAACUAAAGAAACAAACCAAUACCUUUGUAGCAAGUAAUCAAUCAAGAAAUCGCAAUACACGAUAGUCGGAGGCAAAAGAAAAAAGUAAGAAGAAAGAGAAACAACUGACUCGUAUUCGGUCUUAAUAAUUGUAACAAUUAUUACAGUAAUUAUUUUUAUCUAUAAGUUUAGGUAGAGUAUAAAUACACUUUUUUAACUAAAAACAGAAGAAACAAUCGAGGAAGAAAACCAAUGAUCAAACGAGCGACGAACGAAGUUUUUGGUAAUGAUUGUUCCCAGGAGAAUUUUUACUGAAGAGGUUUUCGACAAAGAGCAACCAUUUACCGAUCUUUUGGAGAAGAAAAACAAAACCACUGUGCUGAUUAGAUAAUAAAAAAAAACGUGAAAACUUA
Molecule: messenger RNA, 8072 nt
Organism: Venturia canescens
Lineage: Eukaryota; Metazoa; Arthropoda; Insecta; Hymenoptera; Ichneumonidae
Gene: Tao
Product: Serine/threonine-protein kinase Tao
Exons: 12
Coding region: 858-3695 (945 amino acids)
Biological process (GO): protein phosphorylation
Cellular component (GO): cytoplasm
Molecular function (GO): protein serine/threonine kinase activity; ATP binding
Source: RefSeq, a predicted model, not a curated record